CGUGGAUAUUGCAAUUGGAUUUUCUAGUGGGACCGACACGGACUGCAUUCAACACCAGCAGCAGCAGCACACACCCCACAGCGCCGGUGAUGCAUCCCCGCGGCAAGAGCACGGACAAGUCCUCGUCAGAGUCGUCUUUACUUUAGAAUGGUGCAGAAAUCUCUCAACGGCGGGGUUUACCCAACUCAGGCCGGAGAGAAGAAGCACAAAGUGGGCUUUGUCGGACUGGACCCCGGCGCUCCGGAGUCCAGUAGGGACGGGGCGCUGCUCAUUGCGGGUUCGGAAAGCACCAAGCGCAGCAGCAUCCUCUGCAGACCGAGGUCCAGCAUCUCCGCCGGGAGACCCAGACCGUCGAAGAAAAAUGCCAGCUAUCGGAAACUACAGAAUUUGCUCUACAAUGCGCUGGAGAGACCGCGGGGAUGGGCGUUCAUCUACCACGCUUAUGUAUUCCUUUUGGUCUUCUCAUGUCUUAUACUCUCAGUGUUUGCCACCAUCAAAGAGUUCAAACAUAGCUCAGAGAGUGCCUUGUACAUCCUGGAAAUUGUGACCAUUGUGGUGUUUGGGGUGGAGUACAUUGUUAGAAUAUGGGCUGCUGGCUGCUGCUCUCGAUACAGAGGAUGGAGUGGGAGGCUAAAAUUUGCCAGAAAGCCUUUCUGUGUCAUAGACAUCAUGGUGCUGAUUGCCUCAGUGUCCGUCCUGGCAGCUGGAUCUCAGGGGAAUGUUUUUGCCACCUCUGCCAUCAGAAGUUUGAGAUUCCUGCAGAUCCUGCGCAUGCUGCGCAUGGACCGCCGUGGAGGGACCUGGAAGCUGCUUGGUUCUGUAGUUUAUGCCCACAGCAAGGAGCUCAUCACGGCGUGGUACAUUGGCUUCCUGUGCUUGAUCCUGGCCUCAUUCCUGGUCUACUCUGUGGAAAAGGAGUUAAAUGAUGAGUUUGAGACCUAUGCUGAUGCUCUUUGGUGGGGACUGAUCACUCUCACCACCAUUGGUUAUGGUGAUAAGGUUCCAAAGACCUGGUAUGGACGCCUGCUGGCAGCCAUAUUCAGCAUGAUUGGCGUAGCCUUCUUUGCACUUCCUGCUGGCAUCCUUGGCUCUGGCUUUGCCCUGAAAGUCCAGGAGCAGCACAGGCAAAAACAUUUUGAGAAGAGACGAACCCCUGCAGCAAACCUCAUUCAGGCUGCUUGGAGGUUCUAUGCUACCAACCUUUCCCGAACAGAUCUGCUGAGCACAUGGGAUUUUUAUGAGCAGACUGUAGCAAUUCCAAUGUACAGACUUGUUCCACCCCUGAAUCAGCUGGACCUGCUGAGGAAUCUGAAGGGCAAGUCAUUCAGGAAAGAGUCUCAGAUAGACAUCUCUCCCAGGUCUGUGAUCACGUCAGUUUUAUCUCUCUUCACCUCCCUCUGGCUUCUCUGCUGUUCAGCUGUUAGCUGCUGCUAAGGCACUCUUCUUGGGGGAGUGUGUACACUAUAUCUGUGUGUGUGUGUAUGUGGACGUGGACGUGGCUGUGUGUGAAUAUGCCUCCUUCAAGAAGGGUCUUGCUGCAUCCACUCACAAGGUGCUCAAAGAUCACCUCACUCUGGCCUCACUCCUGACUGGCAGCUUAAUGAAAUAUUCACCAAUAAGCUGUUCCUUACAACUCUAUCUCUCAGCGUCACCUCAGGGAAAAAAAAAAAAGUUUUUUGAGGAGUCUUGCUUGAUUUUUAUCACACUGACUUUGACAUAAGAAACAAGUGUUAUUAUUGACAAUGCAGUAACACUUUAUUGCAACUUAGCUGUUUGUAAUGCAUUUGCAUUUUUUGGUGUUUAACUGCAAUUCAGAGAUAUUUAAAUUCAUUGUCCAAACUGGCAAAGGCAUUCAACUAUUUAUGAAUUAUUAUUGCAAAUGAGUUAUAAACUAUAGUUAUAAUAAAGUGUUACUUGCAUCACAAUAUGGCACACACUGCUGUUUAUGUGAAUGUAUCCACUGCUACUCUAUCUUUUUUGUGUCUCCUCUACUGCCCACCACUCCAGUAGUGAACAUGCACA
This is a messenger RNA of Solea senegalensis (Senegalese sole), 2022 nucleotides long. RefSeq names its product potassium voltage-gated channel, KQT-like subfamily, member 2a (gene kcnq2a). The record is from RefSeq and is a predicted model, not a curated record. The transcript has 10 exons. Gene Ontology annotation, cellular component: membrane. The coding region runs from base 148 to 1434 and encodes 428 amino acids. Gene Ontology annotation, biological process: transmembrane transport; potassium ion transport. Lineage: Eukaryota; Metazoa; Chordata; Actinopteri; Pleuronectiformes; Soleidae. Gene Ontology annotation, molecular function: voltage-gated potassium channel activity.